UCAUAAAGAACGUGGUUUUGCAGUCAGUGCAAUGUUUACAAAUGCGGAGUUGGCUGAUGCCCAUUUGAUGUAUGGAUUAGCACGGGGCAAUAGCCGUGGCGCGGUACGUUUGUAUCGAGACAGAUUUCCAGAACGAAGGUGUCCCGACAGGAAGACGUUCGAAGCAAUUGAUCGGCGUCUUAGGGAGCACGGAACAUUCCAGCCUAUGACUCGCGACUGGGGAAGACCUAGAACGACGAGGACACCUGCAAUGGACGAGGCAAUUAUUCGUGCAGUUGACGAUAACCCUAAUGCCAGCGUCAGAGAAGUUGCUGCUGUACAAGAUAACGUUGACCACGUCACUGUAUGGAGAGUGCUACGGGAGAACCAGUUGUUUCCGUACCAUGUACAGCGUGUGCAGGCACUAUCGGCAGCUGAUUGGCCUCCACGGGUACACUUCUGCGAAUGGUUCAUCCAACAAUGUGUCAAUCCUCAUUUCAGUGCAAAUGUUCUCUUUACGGAUGAGGCUUCAUUCCAACGUGAUCAAAUUGUAAAUUUUCACAAUCAACAUGUGUGGUCUGACGAGAAUCCGCACGCAAUUGUGCAAUCACGUCAUCAACACAGAUUUUCUGUGAACGUUUGGGCAGGCAUUGUAGGUGAAGUCUUGAUUGGGCCCCAUGUUCUUCCACCUACGCUCAAUGAAGCACGUUAUCAUGAUUUCAUACGGGAUACUCUACCUGUGCUGCUAGAACAUAUGCCUUUACAAGUACGACACAACAUGUGGUUCAUGCACGAUGGAGCUGCUGCACAUUUCAGUCGAAGUGUUGGUACGCUUCUCAAUAACAGAUUCGGUGACCGAUGGAUUGGUAGAGGCGGACCAAUUCCAUGGCGUCCACGCUCUCCUGACCUCAACCAUCUUAACUUUCAUUUAUGGGGGCAUUUGAAAGCUCUUGUCUACGCAACCCCGCUACCAAAUGUAGAGACUCUUCGUGCUCGUAUUGUGGACGGCUGUGAUACAAUACACCAUUCUCCAGGGCUGCAUCAGCGCAUCAGGGAUUCCAUGCGACGGAGGGUGGAUGCAUGUAUCCUUGCUAAUGGAGGACAUUUUGAACAUUUCCUGUAACAAAGUGUUUGAAGUCACGCUGAUACGUUCUGUUGCUGUGUGUUUCCAUUCCAUGAUUAAUGUGAUUUGAAGAGAAGUAAUAAAAUGAGCUGUAACAUGGAAAGUAAGCAUUUCCGGGCACAUGUCCACAUAACAUAUUUUCUUUCUUUGUGUGUGAGGAAUGUUUCCUGAACGUUUGGCCGUACCUUUUUGUAACACCCUGUGUAACCCACAUUCAGCGAGUGUUACACAUAGACCAGCUCCAACCUUCAAGAAAGUGGUACACGCUAACUAAACAUGAAGGUGCUGGCGAUCCUGCUUGCUCUGUGUACAUUGGCAGCCCUGACAUUGGCUGACCCCCAAUGUCCUACUCACGACGGAGUCACGCCCAAGUACUUCCCUGACGAGUCGGACCCGAACGGCUUCUGGGAGUGCAGCAAUGGCGUAGCCAUUCACGAGAACUGUGCUCCAGGACUCGUCUGGAACAGCAACAUCAACGCCUGUGACUGGCCUUAGGCGAACAAUUGCAACACCUGAACUGUCUGCUUACAUAUACUGUAUGUUGAAUAUGUUAUCUAAGCUUUUGGAAUAUUUCUAGCGAAGAUAUUUCAAGACAAAUCCCAAUGUUUACAAACGCUGAUCUUAUGUAACCCAACAGUGAAGUUCAUGGUGAAUAAACAACAAUUAAAUGGUUU
This is a messenger RNA of Schistocerca nitens (vagrant locust), 1776 nucleotides long. RefSeq lists its product as uncharacterized. The record is from RefSeq and is a predicted model, not a curated record. Lineage: Eukaryota; Metazoa; Arthropoda; Insecta; Orthoptera; Acrididae. The transcript is spliced from 2 exons. Gene Ontology annotation, biological process: DNA transposition; DNA integration. Bases 32 to 1102 code for a protein of 356 amino acids. Gene Ontology annotation, molecular function: DNA binding.